Siniperca chuatsi (mandarin fish) is the source of this 1434-nucleotide messenger RNA. It is a transcript of the gene gja13.1, whose product is annotated as gap junction protein alpha 13.2. Lineage: Eukaryota; Metazoa; Chordata; Actinopteri; Centrarchiformes; Sinipercidae. The coding region runs from base 160 to 1017 and encodes 285 amino acids. Gene Ontology annotation, biological process: cell communication. Gene Ontology annotation, cellular component: connexin complex. The record is from RefSeq and is a predicted model, not a curated record. The transcript has 2 exons.
CAACGUGACAUUACAGCCAGAUGUGUGUUGCAUAAUGUGAUCCGUGCUCUCCUUACCCAGCACAAAACUCCAAGGUCCAACUUUAAAGUUAACGAUCUGUUCCAGCCAGAGACAGUCCUUUCUGACCAGGUCAGCAGUAACUGAACAUCACCAAUAAAGAUGGGAGACUGGGGAUUCCUGUCAUCCUUGCUGGACAAGGUCCAGUCCCACUCCACAGUCAUUGGGAAGAUCUGGAUGAGCGUCCUCUUCCUGUUCAGGAUCAUGGUUUUGGGUGCGGGUGCUGAGAGCGUCUGGGGAGACGAGCAGUCGGGUUUCACCUGUAACACUCAGCAACCUGGUUGUGAGAACGUCUGCUACGACUGGACCUUCCCCAUCUCGCACAUUCGCUUCUGGGUCCUCCAGAUCAUCUUUGUCUCCACGCCAACGCUGAUCUACCUGGGCCACGCUAUGCACAUCAUCCACACGGAGAAAAAGCUGAGGGAGAGGCUGUUGGGCCCCGGUGGGACCCUGCUGCUCAAAAGGUGCAAAUACACAGAUGAAAAAGGAAAGGUGAAGAUCAAGGGGAACCUGCUCGGGAGCUACCUGACCCAGCUCGUGGUCAAAAUCGUCAUUGAGUCUGCCUUCAUAGUAGGCCAGUACUACUUGUACGGCUUUGUCAUGGUCCCCAUGUUCCCCUGCUCUAAGAAGCCCUGUCCCUUCACUGUGGAGUGCUACAUGUCCCGACCCACGGAGAAGACCAUCUUUAUCAUUUUUAUGCUGGUAGUGGCCUGCGUCUCUCUGCUUCUCAACGUCAUUGAGGUGUUCUACCUGAUUUGUACCAGGGUUAGAUGUGGGUCCAGGGCUCGCACUCACAAGAUCACUUCAGCGGAAUACCCUGCCAGCCUGUCAGCUCCCAGGCAGAUGACUACGACUGAAGAGGAAGCACUCAAGCAGAACAAAAUGAACAUGGAGCAAGAGAGUAUUGGUGGAAGCCUGGAUGGGGCCAAAGAGGAGAAACGACUACUGAACAGUCAUUAAAAACCACUGACCUGACCAUUUUAAUGUAUUAAAUGCUUGUUUCAGAUUUCUGCCCCACGGUUCCUUGUUCAGAUACAUCUAAGAGACUGAAGUGAAGAGUUCUUACAAUGUGGUGUACAAAUCAUGACAGAACAUCAAGGAAAAGUGUUAUCAUUGUGUAGUAAAGUGAUAUUCAUGUUGAGAAAAGUCUGCAUAAAUUAGUUUAGGGUCAUGUUGUUGGAAUUUUGCAAUUAUUUUGCAUUCUUAAACUAGAAAUCCAUUAAUGGAUAGCGUGCAAUGUUCAUAAUGUAUUUAUGUUCUUCGAUACUCACUUAAUCUAUGAGUGAGCAGAAUUUUGUCUAUGCCCAGUUAUUGAAUGUGUCUUUUUCCCCCAUUUUUGUAUGCUUUUAAUAAAUGAUUAAAGUUGGAUAAAAACUG